AUGGACCUCCUGACAGCUGUCACCAACCCGGCUGUGGCCCGGCUCCUCUGGGUCCUCGCUCUGGUGCUGGCCACCCUCCUGGUCUGGCUCCUCUUCUUCUGCUGCUACAGCUGGAACCAGAGCUCCUCGUCCUCCCUGGAGAAAUACCUGGCAGUGAUGACAAAACGCUCCAAAUCCAAAGCUCCAACUCAGAGGAAGAAAAAGCCCAAAGAGAAGCCGACAACUUCUGUCCAGUCAGAGAAGGAGAAGGAGGAGGAGGAGGAGGAGGAGGAGGUGGUGGUGAAGGAAUCUGUGGUCGUUGGACAAGAGCCACCUCGUCCAGCGGUGAGGAAACGGAAGAGACGACCUCUGAAGGCCGGGAUGGAAACUGUGACUGCAGCGAGACAAACACAGAAGACGAUGGACGAGGUGAAGGACAAGCCUAAGCGGAAGCCUCUGGUCAGGGCUGCGUCGGAGGAGGGCUCCAGCGACCUGAGCUCCAUCAACUUCUCUCCGUCCCGCGGGGACACGCUGCCCUGGAACCUGCCCAAGCAUCAUCGCAUGAAGAGAUCCAAGUCGGCCUCUGGAGAUGUGCUGGACCCGGCGGAGAGGGCCGUCUUCCGCAUCGCAGGUAAGUGGCUGUUGGUGACGUCAGUACUGUUUGUGGGUUUGAGUGGAUGAGGUCCAGCGGAGGC
This is a messenger RNA of Paralichthys olivaceus (Japanese flounder), 674 nucleotides long. The record is from RefSeq and is a predicted model, not a curated record. Lineage: Eukaryota; Metazoa; Chordata; Actinopteri; Pleuronectiformes; Paralichthyidae.